CUGCGCGUAGGGUGUGUCGUAAAACUUGGUCCGGUAAAGAAAAGAGGAGAGGAAAGUUUUUAGCAAACAACAAAACAAGUCUUUUCAAGUAGCUCGCUGUUUGUAGAACAUCUGAUUUAGGUUUAGCCAUUGGUUUUCGUUCUACAUGGGACUGUGAAAUUCGUAGACUUUAUCUGCUACAUAACUCGCCGUUGACAGAUAGCUAGCUAGCCUAGUAACAUAGAUGGUAAAAACACAGAACUAGAUACAGCAGAGAUGGUAUCAAUCAACCCAGUGGACUCUGAUCCGGUACUCGGGAUCAACGUUGUGGUGAAGGAUGAAGACGGAGAGGUAGUGGAUUAUUUAGCUGAACCAAGGCUGUCCUGGUGUGUGAAAGAGGAACAAGAAGAGGUGCCGUGUCACCUAGAAGAACACAGUGGAUGUAUAGACCAGGCUAUAGACCCUUCAGAAUCACUCCAGAAGAAUCAGCGACGUCACACCACUGAAACCAACUACCCUUGCUUAGCCUGUGGGAAGUAUUUCUACAACUCAUCAACCCUGCGGAGACACAUGCGUACGCACACAGGAGAGAGGCCGUAUCACUGCUCUGAGUGUGGGCGAAGCUUCAGUCACUCUGGCAACCUGAGGAGUCAUCAGGUGAUCCACACAGGAGAGAGACCGUACCACUGUCUGGUCUGUGGCAAGCGCUUCAGUCAGCCAGGAGGCCUGGCCAAGCACCAGAGAACACACACAGGAGAGAAGCCAUUCCACUGCACUUUCACAGAGUGCGGCAAGAGUUUCUCCAAGUUAGAACACCUACAGAUACACCACAGGACUCACACAGGAGAGAAGCCUUACCCCUGCUCUGCCUCUGACUGUGGAAGGAGAUUCUCCAACUCAGGCCAGCUGAUCCAACACAUGCGUACUCAUACAGGAGAGAGGCCGUACCACUGCUCAGAGUGUCUGAAGACCUUCUCCCACCCAGGAGCUCUGAAGGACCACCAGAGGAUUCACUCAGGAGAGAGACCCUACGUCUGUGCUGUCUCGGCCUGCGGUAAGACGUUUAUAAACUCUGGGGCACUGAAAAAGCACAGCCAGACCCACACAGGGGAAAAACCUCACUGCUGCUCUGACUGUGGGAGAGGCUUCUCCCAGCUGGCUCACCUCCAGGCUCAUCAGAGGACUCACACAGGGGAAAGACCCUAUCAUUGCUCCCUCUGUUGGAAGAGCUUUAUCCAACAAGGGCAUCUGGACAGGCAUAGACGCAUCCACCUAUCAGCGGACACACCUGGAGAUCAGUUAUCCCCUAGCAUCAAUCCAGAUCAGCACAUCAGACCGAUAGAUGAUUCACCUGAGGUCUUUGAUGAAGAGACUGUACCAGAACAACAUGUACAUCCUGAAUUAAUGAGUCACCUUGAAUGAUUGGUUUGAUUGCAUCAUUCCGGACUGUGUCAAUGUUUACACUGUUUCUGCUUGUAUCUCACUGCUGCAUAAAACCAUUGGUGUUA
This is a messenger RNA of Oncorhynchus nerka (sockeye salmon), 1487 nucleotides long. RefSeq names its product zinc finger protein 135-like. The coding region runs from base 256 to 1401 and encodes 381 amino acids. NCBI's taxonomy places the organism in Eukaryota, Metazoa, Chordata, Actinopteri, Salmoniformes, Salmonidae. The record is from RefSeq and is a predicted model, not a curated record. The transcript is spliced from 3 exons.